Messenger RNA from Manihot esculenta (cassava), 1041 nucleotides. Its product is annotated as mediator of RNA polymerase II transcription subunit 7a. Lineage: Eukaryota; Viridiplantae; Streptophyta; Magnoliopsida; Malpighiales; Euphorbiaceae. The transcript has 5 exons. Gene Ontology annotation, molecular function: transcription coregulator activity. The coding region runs from base 193 to 699 and encodes 168 amino acids. Gene Ontology annotation, cellular component: mediator complex; core mediator complex. Gene Ontology annotation, biological process: regulation of transcription by RNA polymerase II. The record is from RefSeq and is a predicted model, not a curated record.
GCAAAUACGCCGUCGGUUUGUCUCUCCUCAGUCCUCUCUGGCUCUCUCUCUCUCACUCUCUCUCUCUCUCUCUCUCUCUCUCUCUAUCAAAUCUAGCUUGCAGCGCCGGGCCUCUCUCUCUCCAGUAACCCAACCCCUUGCAAACGGCGUCAUUUUCUUUCUCGGCGAAGGCGGAAAAGGUUAGAAUUUGUAAUGGCUACUGCUACAUACCCACCACCACCACCGUAUUACAGAUUGUACAAAGAUUACUUGCAAAACCCUAAGUCUGCUCCUGAGCCUCCUCCUCCUAUUGAAAGGACUUACGUCUGUUUCGGUGCAAAUUAUACUACUGAUUAUGUGCUUCCAAGCCUGGAAGAGCAAGGAGUGCGUCGGCUUUACCCUAACGGGCCCAAUGUUGAUUUCAAGAAAGAGCUGAGGUCCCUUAAUAGAGAGUUGCAGUUGCACCUAUUGGAGCUUGCUGAUGUUCUUAUUGAGAGACCGUCACAGUAUGCUAGGAGAGUGGAAGACAUAUCCCUGAUAUUCAAGAAUUUGCAUCACCUUCUCAAUUCAUUGAGACCCCAUCAGGCUCGAGCCACUUUGAUCCAUAUUCUAGAGCUUCAGAUACAACGGCGUAAACAAGCAGUGGAAGAUAUUAAGAGGAGGAGAGAAGAAGCGCAGAAACUUCUCAAGGAGGCUCUUGGAACUUUGGAUGGCCAGUAGGGCAUACAUUGCCGGGCUGGGUUUUAAGAGUGGAUUGGCACGUGCUGAUAAUUGUUGUAGAUGGUUUUGCCAUGCACUUGUGGAGAGUUUCAGGAUUUGUAGAUUGCAGUUUCAUGCCAUAAAGAUGCCACAGUUUCUAGGCUUCCCAUGAGUUGAGUAGAGUUAAGAGUAGAGUUGAAUGCUGUGCAUCUCAAGAGGGCUAUUACACUGACAGUUGCAUUUUUGCAUUUACAUUUUAUUUAAUAGCAAUUCUUGAUGUUAGAUCCUGAAGUUUUGUUCUGUACUUGUAAAGCGAUCUUUGUGCGGAAUCCUAGUGCCAUCCAUUAUCAGUUGUUACUCCUA